AUGGAAUGUAUUCUUCUUUCUGCAAAUUAUCCUAAUUUAUUUGGACUUGGUAUACAUAAUACUGAAAUGGAGACUGCUUUAUAUCUUUUUACAGAUCAAAAUUGUUUAAUUAAAACAUUUAAAAAUCAGAUUUCAUCACUUGUAAUUGGAACUAAAAAUAGAAUAGGUGUGACAGAUGAUAUGAAUACACUUAUAUUUACAAAUAUAUUAACUAUAUUCUUCAAUUUGAAAUAUUUAAAUUUUGAUCCAUCUUUGAUUUGUUAUCCACCAAUAUCAUUCCAAAAUUCAUUUCCAACUAUUUUCUCUUUAACUUUGCUAGAAUGGCAUGUCAAAGUAACGCAUAUUGACGAUUAUCUUUAUUUACUUGAUGGUCAUUUCAAUCAACUUCGUUCUUUCUAUGUUCAUAUAUUAUUAUUCUCUAUACGUUCUACAUCGAUCAGAUCAGAUCAGAUAGGUGCCUUAUCUGUUACAGACGUUGGCUAA
Molecule: messenger RNA, 483 nt
Organism: Rotaria sp. Silwood2
Lineage: Eukaryota; Metazoa; Rotifera; Eurotatoria; Philodinida; Philodinidae
Source: the annotation of a GenBank genome assembly